AGGUGUGUUCUGUGGACUGCGGGACCCACGGAGUGUGUUUGGGCGCAACGUGUCAGUGUGAGGAGGGCUGGACGGGCUCCGGGUGUGACCAGCGAGUGUGUAACCCACUGUGCAUCAAACAUGGAACCUGCAAGGACGGCAAGUGCCAGUGUCACCAGGGCUGGAAUGGAGAACACUGCACCAUCGAUAGCUGUCCUAACCUGUGUAAUGGUAAUGGUCAGUGUACCAUGAGGGAGCAGAGCUGGCACUGUGAAUGCCAGACAGGCUGGAGGGGUGCUGGAUGCAGCGUUGCCAUGGAGACCUCAUGUGCCGACAACACGGACAAUGAAGGAGAUGGUCUGACUGACUGUAUGGAUCCAGACUGUUGUAUCCAGAGCCCGUGUCAGAACAGCCCUCUGUGUCGGGGCUCCAGAGACCCCCUCCAGGUGAUCCAGCAGAGCCCCCUGCCCCUGUCCCAACCCUGGGUAGGAUCCUUCUAUGACAGGGUCAAGAUGCUGGUAGGACGAGACAGCACACAUCUCAUACCUGGGGAAAACCCAUUUAACGCCAG
This is a messenger RNA of Salvelinus sp. IW2-2015, 550 nucleotides long. RefSeq names its product teneurin-2-like. Gene Ontology annotation, cellular component: neuron projection. Gene Ontology annotation, molecular function: protein homodimerization activity; protein heterodimerization activity; cell adhesion molecule binding. Gene Ontology annotation, biological process: neuron development; heterophilic cell-cell adhesion. The record is from RefSeq and is a predicted model, not a curated record. NCBI's taxonomy places the organism in Eukaryota, Metazoa, Chordata, Actinopteri, Salmoniformes, Salmonidae.